CAGAGAGAAAGCAUUCUGCCAGCCCAGCUCCUAGAAAUCGCAAUCACUUCCUAACCUCCCCCUUUUUAACAUAUUUGAUCACUUUGAUUCUCUGAUCUUUUUCUUAUUAUUUUUACGCGCAUGAAGGAGGCUCUGUAGGUUGUGAUCUUUUUUUCAUUACUACUCUUGCUUGCCGGAGAGUUGACUUCAUCAUAUUUGACUCAAGCACUGGCUUUGGCUCACGCUGGUGUUGCCUCAAUAGGAAGAAAAGGAAGAAGCAGCAUUAUUUUUUAUCAGUUGAUGGUUUUCUUCGGAACUUCUCAAGGAACUUGGGAUCGAUCGCUCGCUGUUGGUGUCUAAGAGUUGACUUGGGCUUUUUGCAUCUUUUUGUGCAUCUGCUACAUCGCUAUCCUUCAGCCGACGCACCGGUUGCCUGUGUAUAUCGCUUGUCUUAUUACUAUUAUUGUUUUUAUCAUUUUCCUUCAUUUCUUCCUUAAUGGGUUUCCUGAAUGGCUGACUGCAAGCGUCCCUGGAUUUGGCCUCUGAGCUCCCGGCUGCUCUUCAGCUCGUCACCGCAUCAGGUUUAAAACAUCAGCGUACGCGUUUCUUCGCUGAAAGAAACACAAUUUUGUGCAAGUUUCCGCGGACAAUCCAUCAAAAUAUAGCUAUCGUUUACUAUAAAUAAUUUCAUACGGUUUUACUUGCCGGUGAUAGUGCACUGCGUUAUUUCAACACUGUAAUCAAAGCCGUGCGAAACCAAAAAACGGGAGACAAAAAGUUUCUUAACGUUGACUGACAGAUAUGGCAAUGGUAGUGUGGAGGGGCUCACAGGACGAUGUUGCCGAGACUCAGGGCACCCUCUCUUCGCAAGCCCCACAAGGAGGACCGCUAUCUCUUCCUACCGCUCAGCCAGGCCAGCUGAACCUUGCGGGCUCGCAGGUCGCCCCUCCGACCCCCCAGACGCCCGUUCAAGGCGGACCCCCGAACAAUACAGCACAGUCUACGCCGACGAACCAGACGACUCAGAGCCAAGCGGAAAAACAGCCCCAGCACAUCGAAUGCGUGGUUUGCGGGGACAAAUCGAGUGGUAAACACUAUGGCCAGUUCACAUGCGAGGGGUGCAAAAGCUUCUUCAAACGGAGCGUACGGAGGAACCUUAGCUACACAUGCCGUGCCAACAGGAACUGUCCCAUUGACCAGCACCACCGCAAUCAGUGUCAAUACUGUCGCCUCAAAAAAUGCCUAAAAGUUGGCAUGCGACGGGAAGUUUCUGUCUUUACUGCAGCGGUUCAAAGAGGACGGAUGCCACCCACGCAGCCACACCACGGCCAGUUCGCCUUGACAAACGGGGACCCUCUGCAUUGCCAUUCUUACCUAUCCGGAUAUAUCUCUCUUCUCCUGAGAGCGGAGCCCUACCCGACGUCCCGGUAUGGCAGCCAGUGUAUGCAGCCAAAUAACAUCAUGGGCAUCGAGAACAUUUGUGAACUGGCGGCCCGGAUGCUCUUUAGCGCCGUGGAGUGGGCUAGGAAUAUUCCCUUCUUUCCAGACCUGCAGAUUACGGACCAGGUGGCCCUUCUGAGGUUAACCUGGAGUGAGCUGUUUGUGCUGAACGCGGCACAGUGCUCCAUGCCACUGCAUGUGGCUCCUCUUCUGGCGGCGGCAGGCCUACACGCCUCUCCCAUGUCUGCGGACCGAGUUGUCGCCUUUAUGGACCACAUUAGGAUCUUCCAAGAACAAGUGGAGAAGCUGAAAGCUUUGCAUGUCGACUCCGCUGAAUACAGCUGCUUAAAGGCCAUAGUACUUUUCACCUCAGAUGCUUGCGGUCUUUCCGAUGUGGCUCACGUGGAAAGUUUGCAAGAGAAAUCCCAAUGUGCUCUGGAGGAGUACGUUAGGAGCCAGUACCCUAACCAGCCAACUCGAUUUGGGAAGCUUUUACUCCGCCUGCCCUCUCUUCGCACGGUCUCCUCUUCGGUCAUAGAGCAAUUAUUUUUCGUCCGUUUGGUAGGUAAAACCCCAAUUGAAACCCUCAUAAGAGACAUGUUGCUUUCGGGAAGUAGUUUCAACUGGCCUUACAUGUCAAUUCAAUAAGCAGGAUGGGAGCACGAGAAGACUAAGAUAGUUAGCGUUUGUUUUAGAAGGAAAAUCGCUGUUACACCAGUUUACUUACACGAAGAAAGACAAUUUCAGAAAAGACUGUGAAUAAAAAAAAAAACAGACAUUCAGUGAACUUUUACAAUCCAGAAAAA
Messenger RNA from Megalops cyprinoides (Indo-Pacific tarpon), 2225 nucleotides. Its product is annotated as COUP transcription factor 2-like. Gene Ontology annotation, molecular function: zinc ion binding; retinoic acid binding; RNA polymerase II cis-regulatory region sequence-specific DNA binding. Gene Ontology annotation, biological process: cell differentiation; negative regulation of transcription by RNA polymerase II; anatomical structure development. The coding region runs from base 781 to 2067 and encodes 428 amino acids. The transcript has 3 exons. NCBI's taxonomy places the organism in Eukaryota, Metazoa, Chordata, Actinopteri, Elopiformes, Megalopidae. The record is from RefSeq and is a predicted model, not a curated record.